Messenger RNA from Myiozetetes cayanensis, 1439 nucleotides. It is a transcript of the gene POLR1E, whose product is annotated as RNA polymerase I subunit E. Gene Ontology annotation, molecular function: DNA binding. The record is from RefSeq and is a predicted model, not a curated record. Bases 43 to 1284 code for a protein of 413 amino acids. Gene Ontology annotation, biological process: transcription elongation by RNA polymerase I; RNA polymerase I preinitiation complex assembly; nucleolar large rRNA transcription by RNA polymerase I. The transcript is spliced from 12 exons. Gene Ontology annotation, cellular component: RNA polymerase I complex. Lineage: Eukaryota; Metazoa; Chordata; Aves; Passeriformes; Tyrannidae.
GCGGAGCCGGGGGCGGCUCCGGGAGCCCCCUCGGCCGUCGCCAUGGCCGCCGCCACCUGGCGCUACCGCGGGGACCUCGGCGCGGAGCGGCCCGCGGCGCUCGUGCGGUUCGCCAACGGGAGGCUGCGGAGCCCCGAGUCCCUGCGCUUCACCGCGUACCGGAGCCGGGACACGACGCACCCCCGAAAGAGGCACCGCAGGAUCCUGGUCUCGGAGACGGAGCGCCUUUGCUACGUGGGGCACAAUUUCGGCAGCGGGGUCAUGAAGUGCAACUCCCUGUGCAGGUACUUUGUGGGUGUGCUGGACAAGGACUCUGGGCAGAUGGAGGUCUACAAUGCCGAGAUGUUCAACAUGCAGCCCCUGCUCUCAGAUAACUUGAUACCUGAUGACACGAAGGAUUAUCAGAAAAAGUCCUACAGGGAGAAGGUGGAUUUGUGCAUCGAGGCCUUUGGCACCAGCAAGCAGAAGCGAGCCCUGAGCUCUCGGCGCAUGAACGCUGUGGGCAGCGACAUCGUGAGCACGGCUGUGACAAAAGCAGCAGCGAAUAUCAUAGAUGCAAAGGGAGUUACAGCUCUGAUGCAGGAUGUGGCCCAGGAUGACGUGCAAACCGUCUCUGCCUUCCUCCCGCCGUGCCACGAGGAUGCAGACAGGCCAGAGCACGUGUACAAGUUUGAGGACAUCCUGUCCCCCGCUGAGUACGAGGCGCUGCGGGUGCCGGCGGCUGCCCUGGCCAGCGCCACCGCGGAGGACAUCGCCAAGAGGGCAGAGGAGAGGAGCCACUGCUCCUUUGUUUUGGAGGAGCUGAAGUUCCUGCCUGCUGAUGAGAAGAGCAGGGACCACAAAGCCCGAUGCCUCUGGUUCCUGGACACCCUCAUUAAGUUCAGCCACCUGAAAGUGAUCAAGAAGAAACAUCCAAUGGGUCCCGAAUGCCCACACAUUAUCAGCAGGAAACUCAUGAAGAAUUUCACCUCACUGACCUACAACAACGGCAGUGUCCAGAAUUUGGUCUCUGCCUCCAUGAAGGCUAAAAUCACCGCCUACGUCAUUGUCUUGGCUCUGCACAUCAACAACUUCCAGACGGACCUCACCGUCCUGCAGAACGACAUGAAGCUCCAGGAGAGCAGGAUCCUGGACAUCGCCAAGGCCCUGCGGCUGAAGGUGUCCAAGGCCAAAGGGGUGCCGGGGCUGGAGAGCGACCAGAACCACAAGCUGGGCACUCUCUCCCUGCCCUUGCCCGUGCAGAAGGCGCCGGUAGGACAGCGGAAGCGCAAGAAAAUGAACUGAGAAGCCCAAGAGGGCCCUCCCUCAGAGUGUUAUGGGGAUGGCUUUGUCUGCUGGAGUUGGGUCCAGCACCAGGAUGGAGAUGUUUGCUUCAUUACAAUGCUGCUUUUUUCUAUAUAUGUAGAAAAAACUGUAAUAAAGCGUUUUCUUUUUUUCCA